UUGAAGAGAAAAAAAUUGCUAAUGAAUCUGAAGGAGUAGGAAUCAAUAGAGGCAGACCCACUGGUUUCUGAGUAUGACAGGUUUCUAAUCAGAAUGAUGCAUUAGGUAGAAUUCCUGUACCUCUCUGGUCGUUGAAAACUUUAAUGACAAACCCAAAGGGAUAGCUGGUAAGACAUUUAGGGUAGUAUACAGUAUUUAAGGGUCAAGAAGGUCAUGAAGUCCUAAUGGAAGUGCUUCAAUAUAUUAAUAUUGUAUUAAGUCCCAUUGGGCUGUUUUUAUUAUUAUUCACGAAUUAAACUCAAAGGAAGAAACACCUUUUUGGAGGCAUUGGAUAGCAAGCAGGGCAAAAAGGCAACCACAGCUUUAGAUGUGUAACUCACUAAAUCAUAAAGGCAAGGUGAAUUUGACUAAGGUGCAAUUGUGAUGUGGCACAAGGUGAUCACUUGAAAGCCAUCUGUUAUCUUUCUUGGCAGAUUUAGUUCCUGGGAAAUGGCACUUCCUUUCUCGAUCACUGCCAACUAAUUGAAAACACGUUGUUGUUAGGUGUGUGAUAUAGUUCAAGUUUCUAGUAGUAGCAGCCAAUGGGGCAGAAGUCAUAUCUUACUAAGAGCAGCAACAAGUUGACCGCCGUGGUUUUAAUUCUGAGAACUCAGCAAAUGCUACAGUUUAUUUUUAGUACCCUCAAACCACUGCUGCUGUUUUUCAAUUCAUUUUGGUUGACUAACAUUGAAUUUAAAAUACAGUGGUGUUGGCUUUCUAUUAGCAUAUGGUUAUCCCUCUCAGAAAACUGCCCACUAGAAAAUGAACUGGUGGGGCAAAAGAAAAGACGAAAGGAGAAAGGACAAGGAGCUGGUGGUGUCACAUGAUUUACUGGUGGCAUGAAUUACAGCUGCUGUGGCAUCUGAAUUUCCAAAUCUUGAUGUAGCUUAAGAAACCUGAUUGAAAAUCCUAAGUCAGCCUUCGGAAGAAUACGUUGGUUUGAAACAACACAGUAUGAGAUUUAGAUGAUGGUAAUUGCUUUCAGAUAGGUUAGAGAUGCCCAUGAUAGUUCUUUUUCCUGCUUUAUUUACCCCUAUUUUUAAUCCUAAGGGAAAAUGGGAAAUUAUGUGAAAACUGAAAUUCAAAAAGUGGGCAUGGAUGUAUUGUUUGGCAUGAAUCAGCCUAGCCCAUGAGUUUAUACUGCCUAAUUCCCCAAUUAAUCAGGCACUUUGUCUUGAAAAAUACAGCAUUGUAGUUCUCUUUUAAAGCACACUUACCAUUGUGUGGAUCAUGAAUAAUUCAGAUGACACAAGCAAUUCACACCUGUGAGAGGUGUUGGGCAGAAAGAAUAGAGUCUAUUUGUGGUGGCAGCUGGGCUCUCUCAGGGGAAGGCCAGAAUCUGAGAAAUUAGGGCACUCCGUCAAUGUAUUAAUCACUAUUUUCAAGGGCCUACUAUGUGCCAGGCAGUAAGUUAUAAACCUCAGCUUCAAGAAGGCUAAGGGGGAAAGAUAAUUGUAGGAUUCCCUCUAGCUCUGAAGUUCUGGAAGUAUUGUCUUUUAAUUCUGGCUUCAUCACCGACCGGCUGGGUAUCUUGGAGUGAGUUACUUAACUUCUCCAAGCCUCAAUUUCCUCUUUUGUAAAUGAGGCUGAUACUGAUGAUAAGACCUACUUCGUAGAGUGUCUUGGGGAUUGAAUGAGAUAAUGUAUGUGGAGUAUUUAGCACAGGGCCUAGCAUUUAAUAAAUGCUUAAUGUGAAUAAAUUUUACUUCUUUGAGGAAUGAAAAAGAAGGCAUUCACGGGCUCAGAAUUUAGGUGCAGACAUGAAUCCAACACACAAUCCACUUCUUUCAUCACAUGUUAAAUUUGAUCCUGAAUUUUGGGCUUCAUUAAAUAAGCACGCGAGUGUUUUCCAGGUUUCAGGCAUAGCCCUGAGUGUUUGGCAUGGAAAGAUGAGUCAAGAUCCUUUUCCCUUAUCAUCCAGCAGCCAAGACAAACAUGCAAACAGCAACCUCUAUUCCAGUUUGAUAAAACAAAUUCUGUGGAGAAGGGUGCAGAGGAGAGGAAUUGACUUAGUCAAAUUAGAGGGGUCAGUGGAAAUGUCAUAUGAGUUGGGCCUUGAAAGCUGAGUAGAAUUUUUCCGGAAAACAGACGGAGAAAAAGACAUUUCAGGAAGAGAGAAGAGCUUAGGUAAAGGCCUGGAGAUGGAUGCUGAAGAAUACCAGCCUCCGAUAUGGAAAUCAUACUUAUAUCAGUUACAGCAAGAGGCACCUCGUCCCAAGAGAAUCAUUUGUCCUCGGGAGGUGGAAAACAGACCAAAGUAUUAUGGAAGAGAGUUUCACGGGAUCAUCUCUCGGGAGCAGGCGGAUGAGCUUCUUGGAGGCGUGGAGGGUGCCUACAUCCUUAGAGAAAGCCAGCGGCAACCAGGAUGCUACACGCUGGCUCUCAGGUUUGGAAACCAGACCUUAAACUACAGGCUCUUCCACGACGGGAAACACUUUGUGGGUGAGAAGAGGUUUGAGUCGAUUCACGAUCUGGUGACAGAUGGCUUGAUAACACUGUACAUAGAAACAAAAGCUGCCGAGUACAUUUCAAAAAUGACAACUAACCCCAUCUAUGAACACAUUGGAUAUGCCACCCUACUCAGAGAAAAAGUAUCCAGAAGGCUGAGCAGGUCUAAAAAUGAACCAAGAAAAACAAACGUCACACAUGAAGAACACACGGCGGUGGAAAAGAUCUCCUCCCUGGUUCGAAGGGCUGCCCUCACACACAACGACAACCACUUCAAUUAUGAGAAGACACACAACUUUAAGGUCCACACGUUCCGAGGCCCACACUGGUGUGAAUAUUGUGCCAAUUUCAUGUGGGGGCUCAUCGCCCAAGGGGUCCGGUGCUCAGACUGUGGAUUGAACGUACACAAACAGUGUUCCAAGCACGUUCCCAAUGACUGCCAACCUGAUCUCAAGAGGAUCAAGAAAGUGUACUGUUGUGACCUCACAACACUUGUGAAGGCUCACAACACUCAGAGACCCAUGGUGGUAGACAUAUGCAUUCGGGAAAUUGAAGCAAGAGGAUUAAAAUCGGAAGGCCUUUACAGAGUCUCUGGGUUCACUGAACACAUUGAAGAUGUCAAAAUGGCAUUUGACAGAGAUGGUGAAAAGGCCGAUAUAUCUGCCAAUGUCUAUCCAGACAUAAACAUCAUCACUGGAGCCCUUAAACUGUAUUUCAGAGACUUACCCAUCCCUGUCAUCACAUACGAUACCUAUUCCAAAUUUAUAGAUGCAGCAAAAAUCUCCAAUGCAGAUGAGAGGCUGGAAGCCGUCCAUGAAGUGCUGAUGCUGCUGCCUCCUGCCCACUAUGAAACCCUCCGGUACCUAAUGAUCCACCUCAAAAAGGUUACUAUGAAUGAAAAAGACAAUUUCAUGAAUGCAGAAAAUCUGGGGAUCGUGUUUGGGCCCACUCUGAUGAGGCCCCCUGAGGACAGCACCCUUACCACCCUGCAUGAUAUGCGGUACCAAAAGCUGAUUGUGCAGAUUUUAAUAGAAAACGAAGACGUUUUAUUCUAAUCCAUCAGGGAAAUGAGCUGAAUGGCCCCAGCCCCAUCCAAGUUGACAAAGCAAAAGGAAUAAAAACAUUUCUUACCACUUGAUUUGUUUUCCAAGCAAGUGCUAGAAUUUGCUGGACUGCAGAGGAUCACUGAGUGGGGUACUGUGUCUCAUAGACAUGCGCCACCUCCACGUGAGAACAAGGGUGAAGGUGAGGGAAGCCCCUCACCUUGGGUCUUUUGCUGUGCCUCCUAUGUAUGUCUGGUUUGCUGGAAGAGUGAUUAAUACAUCUUUAAUUUAUUAAAAAACAAUGUAGACCUUUAAACUUCAGUCUUAUUGGUAAUAAAAGGGAACUUAAUUCAUACAGGUACUUGAUACAGUUAUACAUUUUCCACUUACAAAAUUGAUACAGCUAUACAUUUUCCACUUACAAAAAGAAGACAAUUCUGUUAAAUGUUAAAUGAAACCUAUAUCGUAAAAUGUAUUUUUAUUUUACCCACAAGAAUGUUAUUUUUAGCAAAUAGAACUCAAUGCAGUGCAUUGGUUAUUACCCUGUGUACCUUGUCCCUCAUUUUGCUGUGACACCCUGAAAAAGUUGACCACAAAUGCAGUAUUAUCUUGACAUACCUCUGUCCUCCUCAGUGCUUUUCAAUGAAAUUUCACCUGCCCCUUGUGUUCCUGCUUUUGACAGUUUUUGCUCUUAAGCAUUGGCAUUCUUCUAUUGUAUGGUAUAUAUUUAUAGCAAUUGUAGGAUGGUCUGAAAUGUCCACAAACUUUCUAUUCAUACAAAUUUUGUAAAUUCCCAAAGUAUGCUUUGGAAUUGGUCAUAGUCUUUUCGUAUCAUGAUAGUCUUUUCGUAUCAUGAGUAUGUAUCUUCGUAUCAUGAGUAUGUAUCCCAGAAGAUACAGAAUGCGGUCAUUUUACCUGAAAUUAUUUGAGAACACUGGAUGUAUCUGGUCUGUGUAAAAAGUUAGCACUUUCCCUCUUUUCUUCCCGGCCAAGUCCUCUGAAUUCAUCUGUUAAUAUCAAAUUGUAUUUUUGCCACAUUUCUGUAUUGGUGAAAAGCGAAUCUGCAGAAUAAUUGUCAAUGUUUUUCAUUCUUGUUUUACAAACCUAUUUUUUAAAGUGAGAAUAAGGUUGGUUUUUACCAAAUAUUUGUUCCUCCUUGACAAAAGUAGCUCUGUGUGGAUAAUAUGAUUUUAUUACUACAGUUCCAUUCACUUGGUUAUAUUUAUCUUAGCAUGAGCCUUUCACACCAAGAUUUCUAUAUUUUGUAACAUAGGUGAAAUAUUUAAAACAUCAAAAACUGUAAAUCUAGAUUUUUAAAAAAUCCAACUGCAAUGUCUUUUCCUUUGAUUGAGAUGAUUUGUGUAAACUCACCAGUCUUGCUUUGGAGUGAGCAGAAGAGAAUGACUAUUUUACGUGGAGCAUCAUUGUGUGACUUGACCUGGACAGUCCCAGGGGCUAUGCAGAUGGACUCCAUUGGCACAGGGAGGUUUGACCUCUUCCCUGCUAUUAUCCCUCCUCCCAACUGUACAGAUUUGUUUGUUGUAGUUUAUGUACUUCUUGAUACUGUCAAAAAAUUAUCUGGAAAUGGUUUUAUUUUGUGAAGUGAACAAUACUUUGUAAUUUAUGAUAGUGUAAAUGGAAGGCAAAGCAUCACAUGUAUUAAAUUCUUCUGUCUAUUA
Messenger RNA from Gorilla gorilla gorilla (western lowland gorilla), 5209 nucleotides. RefSeq names its product chimerin 2 (gene CHN2). Gene Ontology annotation, biological process: positive regulation of GTPase activity; signal transduction; regulation of small GTPase mediated signal transduction. The transcript is spliced from 13 exons. Gene Ontology annotation, molecular function: GTPase activator activity. The record is from RefSeq and is a predicted model, not a curated record. Lineage: Eukaryota; Metazoa; Chordata; Mammalia; Primates; Hominidae. Bases 2181 to 3542 code for a protein of 453 amino acids.